Plectropomus leopardus (leopard coralgrouper) is the source of this 2341-nucleotide messenger RNA. RefSeq names its product mitochondrial import receptor subunit TOM40B. The record is from RefSeq and is a predicted model, not a curated record. Gene Ontology annotation, molecular function: transmembrane protein transporter activity. Gene Ontology annotation, biological process: protein import into mitochondrial matrix. Gene Ontology annotation, cellular component: mitochondrial outer membrane. Lineage: Eukaryota; Metazoa; Chordata; Actinopteri; Perciformes; Serranidae.
UCUGGAGGAGGGAGCUAUUUGCAGCAUCAGUGUAUCCCAGCAUCAAUUAUUUCAUCGUGUUUGUAGUUUUUCAAUGAAAAAUCCCACCUGACAGUUUUUCUGAUGUGCGAUUCUCAGCUCCACUCGGGAUUUUAAGGUCGCUCGCUAACGUCGGAGGAAGGGUUGCGCCCACAUGGGCAGUGUUCUGGCUUUAUCUUCAGGUCCGGGCCAUCAGAACUGGCCUUUCUCUACGGACCCCCCUCCCUCUCGCUGGGACGCACAUCCUGCUCACUGGGACAGUCCACCUCGCUGGGAGAGGAGAGAUGGCCGCCUACCCAACCCAGGCAGCUUUCACUCUCUCCACAGGAGCUGCAAAGAUGUGUUUCCCCAACAGAUUGAGGGAGUCAAGAUGAUCCUCAAUAAAACUCUGAGCAGCUUCUUCAAGGUCAGUCACACUCUCCACCUCAGUGCUGUUAGUCCUUCAUACUAUCGAUUCCACGUGGAGCAUCUGCAGUCUGAUGAUUACAGCAAGGACAAGGAUGCCCCAGCAUUGAUCGGUGAGAUGGACUCCUCAGGCAGUCUGAACGCUCACGCUCUGCUGCACCUCACAGAGCGCGUACGAGCCAGAACAGUGUUCCAGACUCAGCAGUCCCAGUUUGUAACAUGGCAGUUUGAAACUGAGUACAGAGGGAACGACUUUACCGCUGCUGUGACGGUAGCCAACCCUGACAUCCUCAGAGAGUCAGUAAUCCUCGUGGCACACUUCCUGCAGAGUGUAUCUUCUGGGCUGGUUUUAGGAGGGGAACUGGUCUACCAUCGGGGCCGAGCAGAGGAAGGAGGGAUUCUUACUUUGGCCGGGCAGUACUCAAGACCAAACUGGGUGGCGACGCUGAAUGCUGGUAAAGGAGGUGCCCAUGCUAGCUACUAUCACAGAGCCAACAAACAGAUCCAAGUGGGAGUGGAGUUCGAAGCCAGUACCAGGACACAGGAGACCACAACCUCAUUUGGGUACCAGAUGGAACUUCCAGAGGCCAACAUGGUCUUUAGAGGUAUGAUAAACAGUCGGUGCAUAAUAGGAGGCGUAUUGGAGAAGCGCCUGACCCCACUCCCUGCCACCCUGAUUAUGGGUGCCUUUGUGAAUCACAGAGGGGACAAGCUGCAGGUGGGCCUUGGCGUCAAUGUGGGAUAAUCCUCCACUAAACCCUGCUGGAGUUACAACUUGCUGUCAGGACAUCCAUUCAGAGACCUGUUUCAGAGGCUUCAGAAUGACCCAAACUUUCAAGGUAAAGCAAUUCCCAUGAGCCACCUGAAUAACGUGGAUUGUUUGAUUGUCAGAGCCCAAAGAUGGGACUUGAUAUCUACCUCUCAAGAUGGAGGUGAUGUUUUCUGAGUGGAUUAAACAGGAGAACAGAUGAACAUUUUGAAAAUCUCAACGACUGUGACUGGAGAUGCGUUACUGGCCCACUUGAAACCAGACUGCACAUCACCUUCUGGACAAUGAAAACAGAAAGGAUGAGAGGCAUACUGUACUGUAAACUGAAAAUAACAAAAGUUUUCUACUGUAGGUGGUCAAAAAGAGUCUUAAUGUGUAUAGAUUAUAUUGAAAGAUUAUUGUGUUUGUCAUGUUUCAGCCCAUUAACUCCAGUACUUAAAUACCUGACCUUUCUGCUGACCAUUUUCUAAAGAAAGGGGGGUCAAAGUUCAAGGCGCAAUAUUGUGACAGUUGUAUGUAAGUUGUAUGACUCAAUUUACUCCGUCUAAUAGUGCACACUUUGUAUGCAGCUGCAGUGCUCUUUAAGCAAAAAGAAAAAGCAUGUGUUUCGGAAAGCAGCCAUAGAAACAGUAAAACUAUAACGGGUUAGUAAUACAAAUGACCAAAUUCACAUGAUUCUUUUCUUUUUGUCCAUAUUGGCUCACUGUUUUCUUUAACACAACCCUGAUGCCUGGAGGAAUAAUGUCAAAACAAAGUGGUCAGCAGAAAUGGGUAAAAUCACGCUAAAAUGCCCGUUUGAUCCCUAAAACUGUGUGUAUGAGUAAGUGAUUGUGUGUUUGAGUGUGUGUACUUUUUUUUGCCAGCAUAUAAAUUGUGUGAUAAUCCACACAUGAGCAAACAGCCUGUUGACUGGAAAAGAAAAGGUGCUGCUCCUGACGUCCAGCAGAGGGUUGUGAGAGCGGCGAUGCACUGACUCCACUGAGCCAGGACUGUACUGUAUGUAUAUAGAUGAAGGCAUGUGGAAACACUGACCUGUAUGCAACCUGCACUACUCACGCUGCUUCAGGGCAUUUCCAGUCCUGUUUAACAUAUGAAAUGUUGCAUAUUUUAUUUAUACGUUAUGUAAUAUAAGCAUAGAGAGAAGUGGAA